Molecule: messenger RNA, 831 nt
Organism: Tilletiaria anomala UBC 951
Lineage: Eukaryota; Fungi; Basidiomycota; Exobasidiomycetes; Georgefischeriales; Tilletiariaceae
Exons: 6
Coding region: 1-831 (276 amino acids)
Source: RefSeq, a predicted model, not a curated record
AUGCCCCCAGUCUCGACGACCGGCCUCAUGGGCGCCAUCGCCGACCUGAAGGCAAAGAUCAUGGACACAGCGCGAAGGGGUGCGACCGUGUUCAGGAUGAUGCCAACCGUGACGUACGACACCCUCGAGGAGGAACGCACGGGCGGCGUAUUUGCCAAUGAUGGUUUCAACGUGGGUGUCGCUGGCCACCUGAAAUACAGGGAUCCCAUUCACAAGGAUGAGCUUGUCUGGCGGGCCACGCGCUCUUUAGAUAGCUACUUGCUCGCGCUCUUUGGUCUGUCGUUCGACAUGGGCUUCCUGUCGGACCUACUGUUGAUCGGCCUGGACGGCGAGUGUGCGGAUGGGCGGCACCCGUCGCGACCCGACUCGCUCGUGUACAACCAGGUGGCGUUCGCCAUCCACAACGAGGUGCACAUGGCUUCACUUGACUUGGACGCCGGUAGCACUCACACUCAAUGUACGCUACCUUUCAUGCUCGCCAGUGUCCAUGAGCACUUUUCUUCCAGAAUCGCGCGCUGCGACAACUUUGGCGGUGCCCCUCUCGCAUCGGAGGAGGGUGCGAAUGUGGCAAAGGCGCUUGGGCCGCGGAACAAGGCGCUCAUCCGGCAGAACCACGGGAUCCUCACCUGCAGCGGCACGGCCGAAGGUGCCGUGCUCUGCUUCAUCGCGCGCGAGAAACACUGGGGGGGCAAGCCGCUCAUGAUCGGCGACAGAGAGGCGACGUCGACGUUUACGUACAGGCAGAUCAGCAGCGAGGUGGCGGUCUAUUUCCAGGAUAAACCAUACUUUGCACGCGUGGACAAAGAGUCGAAAAGCGACUACAAGGCCUGA